Messenger RNA from Pocillopora meandrina, 5474 nucleotides. Lineage: Eukaryota; Metazoa; Cnidaria; Anthozoa; Scleractinia; Pocilloporidae. The record is from the annotation of a GenBank genome assembly.
AUUGAAAGAAAGAGAGACUUCCCCUGCGAUGCCCCCUUCCAUUCUUCGCAAAUGUUCGGCAAAUUAUUGAAGAUACUCGGAAUCUUUCGGUUUUUCAGAUUGAGGUCCUAGCGGAAAGCCUGGGAACUAAAAAUCCGAUGGCAAACAAAUAACCAUCCAGUUGUUCGUGAACGGACGUAAGCGCCUGAAGCUGUCCUUCUUGGCUAAAAAUAAAACGGGAAAUAGCAGCAUCUGCUCAUGGACAAGGAACUGUUAGGUUAGAAGCGAACUAUGGCCGAAGGAGGAGGUUGGCCGUGGUCCUCUCGCCGUCGAAGUCAUCGAGAACGUAACGAUAGAGAAGCGAAAGACAGCGACGAUUUGGAUCGCGACUUGUUGAGAGUUGUUCUAAGCGACUCAGAAGAUUUUGUCCCUGAGGACGUCAAAAGUACUUCGUCCGUUGCUUGCAGUUGUGCUUCAGAUUUUCAAGAGGAACAUUCCAGCUGCAAUUCAUCCAGUGAGAAAAGUUGUUCAAAUUUGAUCGAUCUUGACCCAGAGCUGCCUUCGAAUUCUCGUAGCUUACGAUGGUUAGCGAAAAAAGUUUCUCGACGUAGAGGUGCUAAAGAAUCUGCAAAAACUUCCGCUGAUAAGAAUCGUAAAAGUGACCGUGAUGAAAAUGGUCUAAGCUAUCACGCUCGUUGUCUGCAAGAAGCGAAACGGGUGAGAGAGAAAGCUGAGUUGGAAGCUUUGCAACGGAGAACAAAUCCUCAAGUGCGACGCCGGAGACCACUUAGUUUACUGGGUUCACGAUCAGCUGGGAAAGAUGGCGAUGGCGGGUUUCAAGGUGCGAGGAGAAGAAGAUUCUCGCUUUCGUGGGGGUUUCGAAGGGAAGAUUCAAAUACAGAAGUUGUGGGAGAUGGCUAUAAUGCAUCAGUUCAAACCCUCCGAUCCCCUUCACUUCCUCGUGAGGCAAAUCAAGACUGCAAUCAAUCCAAUGCUAUUAGCCUUGAAGAAUUUGAACGAAGGCGAAAGGAAAAGGCUCGAAUGAAAGCAGCCCAGCAUAAAUUGGAGUAUUUCCUUAUAAACGAUAUCGCAUCUAUCACGAAUUGCCCGUGGUACUGGGGAAAAAUUAAUAGAUUUGAGGCUGAAAAGGUGAGCUUCAAUUUAAUUAGCUAGAUAAUGGUGUAUAUUGGUAGGAUGUUAUGAGGACUUAUGCCAAGUAAUAAUGACGACGGAGAAAUAUCCAACGUAGGGGAUUUUUUGAAAAUAGUUAUUUUGUUAGGGGCGACUUUCAUUUGAAAACGCUUGUAAAAUUAUUGCUUGAUAUGAGAAAGUAAAAGGUUUUCAGGUAGAUUUCAUUUUCUUGCUACUUAAUCUUGUUACUUACUCUCAUCUUUUGGAAUAGAGCACUGUUUUGACUCGGCCAAUGAAAGUGUAUUAAGAUACAGUUUUACGACGUGUUAGAAAAAAAAAAACUCGAGUAAAACAUUUACCCAAAAGUGCGGAAAAGGUUUCCCUAAUUAAGGUAUUGAUAAGAUGUCUCUGAUCUAGCUGCAAUUUAUCCUUUUGCCUCAGUUAAAGAUGUGAAUAUGGCACCUGUCAAUUCUUGAGAGUCUAAUCUAAAUUUGUACAAAGUAUUUUAAAAACAGGAUGCGUUCAUAAUGUGCCUCUUAAAUUUCAUAAUGUCAUGAACUUUAAAAGGGUUUAUCCUUGAGUCUGGAAAAAAAAAUGAGAUAGUUUCUUGAGAGUGUCAAAGGAUAUUGAAAUUUAAGCCUUUUAUGGUAAAAUACUUUUGUUCUGCAUAAGAAUGCAUCUGUUAUUCUGCCAUAAAAAGGAAUUCAGAGGCUGGUGUAGAUAGAAAGAGCCUAAGGCACUUUAUGUACAUCAGAUAUUUGUUAAUGGGAACUAAAUGUUUUAAUAUAUUGGGUUUUACAGGAGAGCAAACAUAAUUUUUUUCAUCAUCACAUUAGCUAUGUCCUCAAAAUGUUCCUCAUGGUAAUUAAAGUGCUGAUACGCAUUGAUUAAAACUACAAAAACUGCAAAAAAACAACUCGAGUGGGUGCCUUGCAAUAGAUGUUACUGAGAACUACUUCUCAUAGAUGUCAUGUGUGGGUUGAUUUUGGUCAUCCGAUUAUUUUUGUCAGUAAAGUUUGGCUCUGUGCCACUCCAUUAAAUUACCUUAAUAUUUGUAUCGAGUUUCAAGCUGUGUAUUCUCAAAGUGUUCUCUAUACAUUUCCUAUGGUUGUGACAAGGAGAACUUGUAUUUCAAUUAGGGCUUCUAUUGUUAGGAAUCAUCUCCUUUAUUAAGAAAGAUGUUUUUUCAUCUUGUCACAAGUGUGGGACAAGAAAAGUAGUUUUGUCAAAAACAUUACGCUAUCGACAUUGUUGAUCCUAGCAGUAUGCGGGACGUGUGUCAUGUGAACUUCGUAAUAGACCCAGCUCACCGAAGAGUCUUUGUGGCUCAGUGGUAGAGUAUUGGAGCGCAAAUCCGAAGGUUUGAGGUUUGAUUCCUCAUGGAGACUCAGAAUUUUUCUUUGUCCCAUGUUCGUGACAAGACAAAAAAACAUCUUUCUUAGUUUUUUCACUGAGCUCAAAACUUACCAUCUCUACUUUUCUGUCAUCUCCUUUAUUCUCCUGACAUUAAUGCUUGAUUCAACAGGAAUGCUGUAAUAAGAAUUUACAUGCUAGUCACUCUUAGGGGUUAAAGGGUUAAUUCUCGUUACCAGUCUGCAUUUAUGACUUCAUGCAAACUGUCACAGAAACCUGACAAGAUUGAAGUAGUAACUAGAAAAUUAAAAAUUAUUCCCUUGGACACUACACAAGGUAUAAUAUAUUUAGUUAUCAAUGAACAAAGAAGACAAGGGAUUAUGGGAAAGAUACAAGAGCCUCUUUAUCUCAUCAUGCAAGAAUUUCAACAACUUUUUCCAUAAGGGGCUGUUGCUGAUUUAAUAGGUGGCUGUGCUUGUGAAAACACCUAAACAUGAGAGCCUGUUUGCAAGCUAACAGACAGCAGUAAGUGGAGGUAUAGGCUCAGUACAGAAAUUCUCCUUACUAUCGGCCUUUCAUUUCCUCCCAUGGUAGUUCUGAGAAUUUAGUGUUGCCAGCAAAUCAAAUUGUAUUCCUUAGUUGAUAUUUUUCUUUAUUCUCAUCACUUGUCAAUGUGUUAUUUUUGUGACAUUGGAAGGAGAAACUAGCUCUAGGUUGCCCAUGGAGGUAAAAGGGUUUAAUCCAGAUUCUCAAAUUUUUGCUUCAGGUGUUGGAAGGCCUUCCAGAUGGAACUUUUCUGCUGCGUGAUAGUGCACAAUAUCACUACCUGUUCUCUGUGAGUUUCCGCCGCUACUCUCGUACUUAUCAUGCACGGAUUGAACAGUGGAAACAUCGCUACAGCUUUGAUAAACCUAGUGAUUACUCCUUUCACUCCACAAGUGUUUGCCAGCUGUUACAGCAUUACUCUCGAGCUGAGCAGUGCAUGUACUAUGAACCUCUUUUGCUAAAGCCAUUGCAUAGGAGGAAUCCAGUUUCACUGCAAGAUCUGUGCCGUGCAGUGAUUUCCAGCCACACAACAUUUCAAGGAGUCAGUGAUCUUCCUCUGCCAAACACCCUUCAGAUUUUCUUGAGAGAGUUUCAUUACAAAGUUCCAGUGAAGAGGACUGAGGAGAAAAGUACCCAGACACUGGCACCAAGAAAGAGAUUUAGCUUCUCAUUCCAUAGAGACUAGGUUCUAACUUAAUCCUAACGUCCCUAACAUCAGUUUGCAUAUUCUCCAUACAGUACUUUACACAUUUCAUUUGGUACUGACCAGGAGAAUUUUUUAAACACAUAAGGUCUCCCUAAGGUGAUGAUCAUAUCUUUUAUUCUCAUGACUUUAACGUUCGAUUCAGCAGUGAUGUUCUUGUGAGAAAAUAGAUGCCUAUCACUCUUUGAGGUUAAAGGGUUCUGUUGGAUUGAAAAAAAAUCAGAAUAAAUAAGCAGCAAAGACUGACAGUAAGGAAAUUUUCAUUUAACCAUACUCUUUAACAUGCUUUUGUUGGUUAAACUGGUCAAAUCUAGAAUUUUAAUAUAGAAUCAAUGGAAUUCUGGGGGUAAUAACAUGAGGACAUUAUUCUCUGAGCUCAAAUUUUUUAAAUCAUAUUUUCUUAUUUUAUCAUAUCCAUCAUGAAUUUUUCAUGGAAUUGAGGAAAUAAUACUAAUGAUAUUUGCGUGACACACUAUCUUUGAUCAGAGAUACUUUUUCUUUGGCAAAGCUAGUUUUUGUUUUUACUGUUCUGUCAUUUCCUGGGAGUUCUUUUGAGUGCUGCUUGGAGGGAGUUAAUGAUUCUCAUAGAUCUUUUGUUUAAAUAUUGAAUCAAUCUCAAAAAAAAAAAAAUAUGUGAUUAGUGUCAGGUACAUAUAAAUUUAUACUCUAUUUUAAAGAUAAUUGUUGAAAAUAAAUCUUAUAACCCAGUUUAUGUCAUGAAUGAUUUGAAACAAAAAAAUUGCUCUGGUAAAAUUCAAGAGCUUAAUUAUCCCUGUUUUGUUUCUAUGAAUAUUUGGACACCAAUAUUACAUUUACAAAACAAUUUACAAUUUAGUUGAAAAUAUAGCAAAGCAUAUGUUAAACUAUGAACUUUAAAAUGUUUUGAGAGAAUUUGUUAAUGUUUUUGGUCAUGUAGCACUUAGAUUUUUUUUACAUGCUUUACAUAUUUGCUGUAUUUACACUCCUUAGUCCUCAUGAUUACUUUGAGUCUAAAAUCAGACAAUAAUUUUUAGCUAUUGAGCAGUACUUUCUAGAAGUGCUAUUGUAGAAUAUGUUGUAAACAGUGGGUGUAACUUAAAAUUUGCAGUUCAAAACCUUGGUGUUUCACAUUUAGAUGACUGCUACAGGACUUACCAUUGUCCUCUCUAUUGGGAAGACACAUACAAAACUUAUCAAAAACUGUUCUUUGGAAUGCUUAUGUGGAAAACUUCCCUGUGGAAGAACUACUCAAAAGCUUUUUGUUGUGAUGUUUGCAAUUUCCCUUUUGGGGCUUUAUCUAGCAAAAACUGUAUUUAUUUUUAGUUGCAAUUAUUUUUCUCUUUAUGGCUGAUUUUCAGUCCACUUACUAUAUUCUGAAGUGCAAAUAUUUAUGUUAGUUUUUUAUUUUUGAGUGAACAAAGAGGUGGAAGAGUAGAGGUUUCCUCUGUGAACUUGAUUCUCAGGCAAUGAGACAUGGCUGUUGAUCUCAAUUGAUAUUUGGGAUUUAAAUUUUGAAGUCAUUCAAACUUAAAAGAAGCAAAAAAUACUACUGCGCAUUAUUUAGAAAAGUGCAGAGAUACAGGAAUGAGUCAAUUUUGCCACAAACUUAUCACUGGCACCUUUGACAAGCAUAUCAGAGUUUCCUCACAGUUAGUUAUUUUUAGCAUAUUAGCUAUAUAUAUUUGUUAGAUAGUGUUAUCCCAAAGGGUUAGUAUAAAUUAUUAAAUGAAAUUUGUUAAAUUAUGCACUUGUUGUCUCAUUAACAUUUUCAGUUUACUUCUCC